This is a messenger RNA of Cuscuta epithymum, 1100 nucleotides long. Lineage: Eukaryota; Viridiplantae; Streptophyta; Magnoliopsida; Solanales; Convolvulaceae. The record is from the annotation of a GenBank genome assembly.
CUCAACACUCAAAGUCGUAUAUAAAGCACAUAUACGAUGGGCAUCAGCUAUUGGUUAUCUGAGCAUCCUUCCGUCGUCGGUUUCCGGUGGAACUCAUCAGUGUGGGGGUCAACAUGGUCAUUUCUCAUCACCUCAAUCACCAUUUAUAUUAUAACCUCCGUUACCCUCCACCUCAUCCUUCUCCUUCUCGUCGGCCGCCGCCCCGUUCCCGUCGGCCACCUCCCGGCGCUUCACAGCCUGACGAUGUCCCUAGUUUCCUCAGCAAUCUUUCUUGGAACCUUAUCCUCCGCCGCCGCGGAAAUCCGUGACACCCGGUGGAUGUGGCAGCGGUCCAGGACGACGCCGUUCCAGUGGCUUCUCUGUUUCCCGAUCGGGACGCGCCCAAUCGGGCGCGUGUUCUUCUGGUCGUACGCCUUCUACCUCUCCCGCUUCCUCCACAUCCUCCGGACGUACCUCGUCGUACUACGGCGGCGGCGCCUCUCCCUCUUCCACCUCUUCAACCACUCCGCCCUCAUAAGCAUGGCGUUCCUGUGGCUUGAGUUCACCCAAUCCUUCCAAGUCGUCGCGAUUCUCAUCGCCACGCUCGGGUCCGCCGCCGCGAGCGCGUGCAGGUUUUUGACAGACUUGGGGCUCCGCCGCCCGGCUUGGCUUCCUUCGGUGGUUCACUGCCACCUCGGCUUCCUGCUCUCCAACUCAGCGUGCCACGUCGGCGUCCUGCUUUUGCAUUUCAGGAAAGGCGGUGGGUGCAACGGGAUGGGCGCGUGGGGGUUCAACGCCGUCCUUAACAGCUUCGUACUUUUUGUUUUCUUGAGGUCUUACCUUAAAGCUUGGUCCAUCCGAAGAAUGGCGGCGGCUUUGGAUUCCGCGGCGGCUCGCGAAGAAGCUGAGCCGCAAGCCGUGGCUUCCCUGAGAUGGCAGACUAAAGAAAAGUAAUGAAACGAUUGUAUAAAUGUAUAAUACUCCGUAUAAUGAAUGGUUGAUAAAUACUCCGUAUAUGCACAGUACAAUAUUUUUGGCCUGUAUAUACUAUAUAGUCUAUAGUCUAUAGAGUGAAUUACUAGUACUAUUUAACAUAAAUUACAUAAUUAUUCUUUCAAACA